This is a messenger RNA of Ambispora gerdemannii, 963 nucleotides long. Lineage: Eukaryota; Fungi; Glomeromycota; Glomeromycetes; Archaeosporales; Ambisporaceae. The record is from the annotation of a GenBank genome assembly.
AUGUAUACUACUAUCGAGAAAAUUGGUGACUAUCCUUCUCCAUACAGACGUGUAAUUCUUUUAGCACUUGAUGGGCUUGGGUUAUACGCAAAAAAAUUAACAGAUGACGGAGAGCUUCCUACUUUCAAAAGGUUUUGGGAAAGAAGCCGGAGCGUGUUCAACGCGAGAGCACAGCUUCCGUCAAAUAGUGCCGAGAAUUGGGGCUCGAUUCUUCAUGGCGUGGUUCCCAAAAAACAUGGUCUAACUAAUGUUAUUGUGAAUUCAGGACGCCCUUAUGAUGAAACUAAUGGUUUUGAAAGUGUCUUUAAGAUUUUAGAAAAAAGAUUUAAACAAGUAAAACUUGCUUCUUUUGCUGCCUGGGCAUCAAUAAACACCGGAAUAAUUGAACAAUCGAUACCAAUGGAACGCUAUGCGCCCACUACCCACGAAUCAAAACCGAUACAAUGGUGGCUAUGGUUCAAACAUCGUUGUCUAAAUAACUCUGCAUACGAUGAAUAUGUAGUAAAAAAGGCUUGUGAUUACAUUACAAAGAAAGAAAACUCUGACGUAAAAUUACUAUCUAUACAUUUGGUGGAUGUGGACGAAUACGGACAUGGACACGGAUGGGGUGGUAAAUACUACAAUAAACAAUUGCGAAAAAUGGAUACACGUAUAAAUCAGAUAUUGAAGGCGAUUGAUGAUGCGGGAUGGACCGAUGAUUCGCUCGUUGUUAUGACGACAGAUCAUGGUGGAAUUAAUAAGGGGCAUGGUGGUGAAUCUAUAGAAGAGGUGUCUGUGUUUUUCUCUCUGCUUGGACCAGGUUUACAAAAGAAUGGUAAUAUUGAGGAAGGUGUGUCUAAUAUGGAUUUAGCGGCGAUUAUCUUAAAGGCUUUGGGUGUUGAAGCACCCGAGUGGUUUGAUGCGAAAUUACCUAAUAACAUUUUUGAUAAUAGCAGUCUUUUAUUGGGUGAACAAGUAAAUUGA